AUGGAGCAUAGUUUAUGGAAUCAUUUGCCGUUGCUAGUAAGAGCAAACUCUAAAGAAUCAGUAGAGUACAUUCUUCAAGCUCUCUGGCGAACUCGUCAAACCGGUCUCGAUUCCGCCGACCGACUUGUCAUUCGCGACAUCCUCCAACUCCCAAACGACACUGAUCUCGACCCCUUAUUGGUUUGUCUUCGAAUGCUGAUUCGAAGGUGUGUGUACGAGAAUGUAAGCAAAGAUGAUAUUCAGAAGUUGUUUCCUGAAGAGGUUUUGCCGGAAUUGCAAAGGUUAUUGACGCUUUUACUGCAGAAGUUUCAGACAGAGUGGCGAGCGGAUGUGUUCAAAGAUCAGGUUGGUUUUCCACGGUUGAAGGCAAUGACAUGGAAUAUGGCGAACCAGGAUGCAGCGGAAGGGACUGAUCCUGUCGCUGUUAUCAAUUUGAAGCUUCAAGAUGAUACAGAGUCUCAAUCAGAAGUGAAGUUCCAAUUAGGUAAAGAUACUCUAGAAACAAUGGUGAAGUCCAUGUACUGCAUAAGAGACCAAUUGUCUGACUUGGGUGGGGCAUCAAAUAGGCAGUUAUCUCAGGGAACCAACAUAGUCUAG
Molecule: messenger RNA, 597 nt
Organism: Populus nigra (black poplar)
Lineage: Eukaryota; Viridiplantae; Streptophyta; Magnoliopsida; Malpighiales; Salicaceae
Exons: 5
Coding region: 1-597 (198 amino acids)
Source: RefSeq, a predicted model, not a curated record